This is a messenger RNA of Arabis nemorensis, 912 nucleotides long. The record is from the annotation of a GenBank genome assembly. Lineage: Eukaryota; Viridiplantae; Streptophyta; Magnoliopsida; Brassicales; Brassicaceae.
AUGGAGUCAAGCUCUUCGGGUACUGUGGAUUUCAAACUAGCAAUGCCACCAAUGAAGGUGAACCCUUGUGAAGAUGUAGUUGGUGUUCCAUCAUCGGGAAACGACGAACAAGAUACAUCAGCACUUUUCAAUGUUCAACUUAUCGAAACAGAAGCAUAUGCAAACGAGUUUGCCGAUCUCAGAUCUUUUUGCAACUUAGCCGAGAUUAGUUUUCUUAACUCACUAAAAUCGCUUGAUACGGCUUGGAAAGCUAAGGGUGGGAAGAGUGGUGCCAGUUUUGCUAAAACUCGUGACAAUAGGUUUAUCUUAAAGGAGAUUAGUGCGAUGGAGUAUAACUCCUUUGUGGAUAACAUUGCUCCCAAAUACUUUGACUACAUAAAGUCUACAAAUGAGACUUGUCUUGCGAAAAUCUUUGGGUUCUAUGAGGUGAGGGAUGAAUUAAGAAAACAAUACGUGCUAGUAAUGGAGAAUGUACUAUACGGCAAAGACAUAGAAGUUUUGUAUGACUUGAAAGGAAAGUUGGAGAGGAAUCUCAACCUUAGUGAUGCAACUCAUGUUCGAAUCGAAGAAGAGUUCAUGGAGGAUGUCAAGAACGAAGCUCUAUACAUAAGUCAACCUUCUAAGGAAACCCUACAAGCUGCCGUAAACAGAGAUGCAAAUUUCCUAAAAGAGGUCAAUAUUAUGGAUUACUCACUCUUAGUUGGAGUUGACAAAACGAACCAUGAACUUGUGUGUGGAAUAAUCGACUACUUAGUGCCUUAUAGCGCUUUAAAGAAGUUCGAGUGGUUUGCAAAAAGUUGCGUUAUGAGUCUUACUUGUAACAAUCAAGAGCCUACGGUCCUGCAUCCAAACGCUUACAUGAGGAGAUUCACAAAUUUUGUGGAGAGGGAGUUCAAAUGCAAUCAUGCGUAA